Alternaria burnsii is the source of this 678-nucleotide messenger RNA. Its product is annotated as transcription initiation factor tfiid subunit 14. Gene Ontology annotation, molecular function: histone binding. The transcript has 6 exons. Gene Ontology annotation, cellular component: Swr1 complex; NuA4 histone acetyltransferase complex. NCBI's taxonomy places the organism in Eukaryota, Fungi, Ascomycota, Dothideomycetes, Pleosporales, Pleosporaceae. The record is from RefSeq and is a predicted model, not a curated record. Bases 1 to 678 code for a protein of 225 amino acids. Gene Ontology annotation, biological process: chromatin remodeling; regulation of transcription by RNA polymerase II.
AUGCCUGACGUCAAGCGAUGGGUCAAGCUCGUCACCCACCAGAAGCCCAUCGCGGAGCCUUCGCCCGUUGAGGGCUACCCCAUGCGGUCAUGGAGCAUAGAGAUCUGGCUGCUAGAUGACCAGGGCAACGAGGUCAUGCCUAACGUCUUCGAGAAGGCUGUUUACAAUCUGCAUCCUUCAUUCGAGAAGAACAAGCACAUCAUCAAGAAGCCGCCGUUCCGCAUCGACGAGAAGGGUUGGGGUGAAUUCGACAUGACCAUCGUCUUGACCGCCAUUGGCAAGGGCGGCGACCACACGCUCGACCACGACCUAAACUUCCAGGCAGAGCGCUACGAGGCCAAACACCAAGUCACUUUCCGUAACCCCAAGCCCGAGCUCCUCGCCCUCCUCGCAGAGUCCGGCCCCGCCGAAGCAAACGGAAUGCGCAACAAGGACCAGGCCAAGAAGAAGAACCGAAGGGACAAGAACGUCGACAUGGAGAAGCUUGCCGAUGGUCUGCAGAAGCUGGGCGAGGAUGAUCUUCUACACGUUGUCACCCUGGUACACGACAACAAGACUAGUGAGACGUACACUAAGAACGACGUUGAGAACGGCGAGUUCCAUGUCGACCUCUAUACCCUACCCGAUUCCCUCGUCAAGAUGCUCUGGGACUUCACGGCGAGCAAGGUUGAAUUAUAG